AUGGCGCACCUAUACGUGUGUCAGUCUGGCCCACCACGGGCAUACACCGCCAAGAAUGCGGGCCCCGGUACGUACCUCGACCAGGUCGUCGAUCCCGAACGGAAUGGUGCACUGCGGAGACUUCGGUCGAAGGUACCAACGAUGAAAGGCAUUAUUUUCGACCACGCUUCUGCACACUCGACGCAGGCUGCUGUCGUCGCCUGGUCUGGCACUUCUGCGCGACGGUGGCAGUCGUUGACAGAGCGGUGCGGCUUCAUCGAGACAGCGGAAGAGGCAGCAUCCCAAUCUGCUGCAGUCGGCGCCGCUUCUCUAACCAGUGAGCUCGAGCCGGUUCUGCAGCUGUCACCGCAUAUAUCACUGUUGCCCGACAGUGCAAGUGGUAACGCCAAAAGUGCUGCCUCGGUGAUUGAACACGUCAAGUGGCCUCGUCCCCACUUUGUUCCCACGAUGUGGGCACGCACCCACCAAGCGUAUGGGGCGGCUUUGGGAGGGGUAGCAGAGACUGCGGCAGUGCAUCACCCGUACAGUGACGAGCAGACAUUUACAGCCUCCGUAGGUACGAGAGACGCUGGCGCAGCGCACUCUUCGCUGAUUUCAACGCUGGUAGAGGCGGUUAAACUUCUGCAACAGCCACUUCGCAGUCGCCCUUCACCUGUAGUGGCGCCGGAGCCAGGUGCCGCUACACCGGCUUCCUUUGCCUUUGCGCAGAAGAUCCUAAUAGAGUACGAGAAGCUCUCCCGGGACGAUCUCCUGAUCGAUUUCUACGUCACUUACCCCACUCGACCAGCAGUCUCUUCUGCGCCACCACCGCCUCCGCAUUCAGAGCUUCCCGUCGCCGCCGCCUGCUCGAGGUCACCCAUGCGCACGGUACCACCGCUGGCCACCUCCACUCGAUUGGCCAGCGAGGAGCAAGCGAUACGCGGGUCAGAAAACGCUAAAGGAGUUGCGAGCACAGGAAUUUCUUCGACUGGGGAGUGGCGCCGCUUUCGGGUGGUGCUUCCCGGCGCUCUCUGGUCUUUUGUUCUCCGCCGUCACCGCCACCUACUCACCCGCGCCCUGAGGCAAGAUGUUGAAUCUGUCUUGCUUCCUGAUGAAGCGGUGGAGGUCGCUAGUCUGCAUGCUUCCGAGGUGGAGAUCGAGGUUAUCCUGACUGUAAGGCAACCUUCCAGUUUGCAGUCGAAGAUCUCUACCACUCUGUCAUGUAGCUUCUUCGCACAGACGUGGGAGGUGUACAACGUCGUGUCGUUUUUCCUUUCGCGCGAGGUGCUGCCGACACUACCUCAGUCGGUGCUGUGGCCACCGCCGUCGUAUGAGGUCACCACUAGCGCCGGCACUGCUACAGCGCAUGCCGCGCUGGGUGAGGCUGCGAGUACACUGCAGCCGACGACAAUGCCAUCACUGCCUCUGCCGGCAGUGCUGCUCAAACACCAGGCGCCAGCGACCUCGCUUACAAAAGCGUCGCUGCCAGACAUCACUACCAGUGGCGCGACGUCGGAGGUGCGCCGGCUGCUGCAGCUUAGGGUGCCUUUGCUGUUUUUGGCUGAGGACUCCGGUGAGCUGCAGCGACUCAUCAAUGCGGCACCAUCACAGCUGCGGCUGGCUCUCCGCCGGGACGCUAUGUGCGCUGCAUCGAAUGUGAACAACGUGCAAGUCCAGUCGUGGGCGGUUCAGCCAUCCGGCCUCUACGUUGAGCUUCUCCUGUGCUGCGAAGACGGAAACGGUGCGCACAUGGCGCUCAAUGCUGAGAGGGCAAUGGAUCGCUGCCCGUUUGCUGAAACGUGGGACGUUAUUCGAGCCUACGCGACUGACCUCGUACCCGUGACCGCCACGGUGCCGAAUGCUAUGAAGCGCUGCGCUUCAACGCCGCAGCACACGCCAGCAUCGGAGCGGGCGGAGGGGAGUAUGAUGACGACGGCACACACCGAGGCAAAAGUCAUGACCGCGGCCGCACCACAGUGGGAGUUUCCUGUGCGCUCUGCCUCACCGUUCAUAGAGAAGGUGCGGCAAUCGUGGCCCCAGCCUGAGGGUGCUGUGCUGAGGGGCUCUACGUACGCAGGUAGCGAACGGUACAGUGUAAGCACUACCGACACUGUCUACAGAUUCGUUUCUGGAAGCGGUGCCAGCCUCUGCGGGAACUAUUCUGAGGAGGGCGUGAACGCAGGUAACGCCGCAGCAAGUUCUGUGGCGGCGAUAUCACACCACACACCGCCGGUGGUGUCAUGGCAGAGCCGCAUCACUGAGACGAUGGAGACCAAAAGGACUCCCUCAGUUGCGUCUGCGAUUGCACCGAGACGGGUGAAUACGUCAGCCGAGGUCUCGCACCUGGGGGAGACAAAUUCGGCGCAGCCGUUGCUUUCCACAACUUUCUCCACACCAAAAACACAAGGGACCGGUGCUCCUCGCACGAACUUCGCGACACAGACGGUGCAGCUGCCGCCGCGGGUGUGCCCAGCAGCAGAGGGCGUCUCUUUGGUAACGGAUGUGCGUGAGCGAGUGGCACAGGCCUUGCCCGCGUCGACCGAGCACUCCUCCGAGCAACUCACGCCGUGCAGAACGGUGACCAAAACUACACUGGUGCGCCCUGCCGAUCAGGUGGGCAAGGUUCUGCUGCCUCCCUGUCUGCCUCAACCCUUGCUGCCCACACCACGGCACUCGGCGCAGCACCCGGAAGCCGUCGGGCAGGAGUCGCUUGCCUCUCGCAUUUAUUCUUGUGAAGACGAGAGCGCGACAUUCCUUCGAAACGACAAAACCACACAAACAGUGCAGAAUAACGAAGAGAGGGGGUCAUUCAGUCGGCCACAUGAACCGACUGUACCACUCCUGCGCACCGCUGUCGUGAAGCAGGCACGUGCGGCACCGUCGGCGGAGAUAUCGGUGACCUCGUCGCGACACAUGACCGAAGAUCGCCAACCGUCCGACCAGCAACGGUGUAGCAGCCUUGAGAUAAAUGCAUCCGCUGAGCUGAUAACUCGCGGCAUCGGCGGUCAGGAGUCGAACGAAACUCUGCCCCCUGACGGGGACACUGGAUUGGCAAUGGAAUUAGAGGUGGAGAAGGCUGAUUCGGACAGCACGAAAGGAACGUGUCUCUCCCUCAUGGCAGGGAAGAAAUGGCAGACGCUGCUGGCAGAGCGCCCGCUACUUCACCAGGGCACCUUGCAGGAAGACGUGCACACUUGGUGCGGCGUGCUCACGACAGCGAUGGAAAACGUGAUUACGUGCGCCAACAAGCUCCACGACGAGGGGAUGAUUGCACUGGGUAUGCCGCUGCAGUCGUCCAGCCUCGCUCAGAAGGCUGAGACGAGCACCACCGACUCCGCCACCUCCUCUGUCUUUUCAUCCAUCAUGAAGCAGGAUCCCUUCGUGUUGCCGCUGCGCCACAUGUUGGAUUUUGACGAACAGCAAGCGCAGCGCACGCGCAUGGGUGCGCUGCGCUCAAGUGUCGCGUCGUCCACGCGUAGCGCGGCCGAGGCCACGAUGCACUUCCGCGCCAUUCCUAGUGAAAACGUAUGGGACACCUCCGUGAAGGCUGUGAUCAUCAGUCAACUGGAGGCGUUUUCCCCGCUCUCUGCGUCAUCAGCGUCUUCGCCAGCACAGCGCGCACCAGCAGUGCACGUUAAGCUGCCUGGAGCCCUGCAGGAUCGACGGCGUGCAGACGACGGCGAUGGCGUGACGCAAGCAGCGCUGGACGACGUUGAGGCGCUGCGGAUGACAACCAUCGCUCAUGGCAGUUCACUACAGGUCGACUUCUCUGUCUCAUCAGCUGCUUUGCUGGGUGCACGGAGUCCGCCGCCGUUUAGGCGAGAGCUUGAGCGGUGGCCGCCGUUUCACAGCUCCGAGCUCUGCGAGGCUGCCGCACUCCGUGCACCCGCACGUGUGCAUCUUCGUCGCUUCUUUGUCACCCCGGGGCUCACUGAGGAGAAGUUGGUAGGGCAGUUGGAGGUUGCGCGCUCACUAUUUCUUGUGGAGACGUACGCCGUGCUUAACACAUCAGACGAUGUGGUGGAGGAGCUGCAUCUCUCCGCCCACCUCACGGUGGACGCGACGGUGCGGGUGCCGAACAGUCACCUUGUAGCAGAGUGGUCAUCGGCCCUGAUGGAGUACGACUACCCACAGCUCAAUGAACUACUUCACGAGUUGGUGGCGAGAGAAACGUCGCAGGCACCACCACAGGUAGAGGUAAAUGUACAGCCGGAGGCGACGCGCCGGAAAAGUCCCUUAUCCAGCACCACGUUGCUGCGUCCGCCAACGGCUGGUGCGGCGCUGGUAGCGCCAAAAGGCGGAGACACCAGUUCACACGCUGUCUACGUAACGGGCGACUUGUGGCGGGCGGUAAUCGAGCAGCACGCGGAUGUGCUGCGCGAGGCGCUCAUCUCAGAUGCCACCGCAGCUUUCUCUGCUGUCGCGGUCUCGAUGCUCAGAGUAAUCACGGUGCCGCACGGCAACGACGCGGUGUUUACGUUUCUUCUCCAAAACCACGGCACGAGCUCGCUGCGCGUGGUGGAGGACGCGCUACAGAAAUGCCCUUUUAGUGAGGCCUGGGCGUUGUACCGCCGCUUUCGCGGAACGUUGCGCCACCCCAGCUAUCAUCAUGUUCUAAACGAUGUGUAUACGGUGCAGCUAGACGGAAAAGUCUGGGAUCAGGUGUUGAUGGAGCAUGGCGACCUCCUUGCGGAGACCUUUGUGCGGGAAGUACUAGAGUGCCUACGUGGUAGCUACGGCGCUGCUGUGCCUGUCAGCGUUGGGGUGACGGGCAUCGCGGCGAAGCCAGAUGGGCUCACGAUUGCGUACGAUGUAGCUAGCACGGAACUCUGUUUCAGCGUUGAUCGAGAGCGUGUGGCGCACGCUGUCCUGGCAUACCCCUUCCUCCAGCUGUGGAAAGUGUACGAUGCCUUCAUCCUGACCCAUGAUCCGUUCAAGCACACCAAGAGGACGCGCUGGCUUGCCUCCCACCAUCUUAGCACCACAUGCGAUGUCGCCGAAGUGCCGAACCAGCGCCGGCGCUCGCACAUCGAACCUGUGCUGCAGAUGCCACUUGACCUUCUCGAGUCCCAUCCCGCUACCGCUUCGCUAGAUGAGGACGUGGAGAAAGCAACCUCCCCGACUGCCAGGAGCAUACCGGAGAUGGUGAAAGGGCUGAGGGAAUACGAGCUGAAGCGCUUGCCAGCGCUAGCGAGUGUGUCGGCACCUCCAGUCUCGGUAGUGCUGCCCGAGGCUGCAGUUGUGCCUCGUACGCGAGCCUCGCUAGUGGACUUCACAGAAGCGAUGGAGGACGAGCACGCGAGGGUGGAGACGCGCGCCGAAAACGAGUCCCUGCCACUGCUGCCUCCGCAGACAUUCUUGUCAAAGCGGAGCCAGCUGCGGGAACAGCCGCAGCGGCGGCACCACAACAGCGCCCAUGCAGAACACAAGUGGCAUGAUCGGCAGUCGUGGGUCAAAGAGCCACCAACGAAUACUUGCCAGGGAAGAGCACGGAGGGACGCUGCGACCGAGUCAUCAACUGAAACGGAGUACGAGGAGGAUGUCGAAGCAGUGGAGGACGUACCAUCGUGGAAGAGCAGCGAAUUUGUCGAACAGACAGCCCCAGUGUCGCCUGUGUCUCAACUGGCCGGGCACCAUCCACCUGAACUCAGUCAGUCGCUGCAGCAAAGUUUUCCACCUCUAUGCAGCAGCGCCGUCGCAGGACUAGGCGUCCCUGUCCAUGCCGUGACAAUCGCUACCAAGGCCGCUCCCAUUACCUGCGUGCCACUGACACGAUCACCACUAAUGACGGCCCCCCAAAGCACUGCGCCAGUGAAGCGUCGCCCGUCCUCUGGGGCUCAACCGCUCCCUCCUUGUUUUCGAGCUCCCCAAAACGCUGCUUCUCCCGCUGCCCUCUCCCCGUCGUUCGUCCCCAUUGGGGUCGCCGCGGUCCCUUCCCAGGCGCCUGUGAAUUAUACUCCACCGUCGCCGGUUAAACACACGCAGCGUGCUACCUCAACACUCAAAAAGGAGUAUCCGUCGCGUCCGGGACCAAGAACGUUUGGUGACGAGGCUGCAUGCCUGCCAGCACAGCGUACCAGUCCUACGCGCUUCAGGGAGAGGCUUUCAUCACGUCCCGGGUCAAGCACGGCAGGUGAUGAGCCUCUGGAUGCGCUACAGCCGUACACCGAGGCGGAAGGCAAGACACACGGCAAGCUGCGGGCCGCACAUGCCCAUCUCCCGCUAACGACAUUACCGCCUCUCCUAAACGUUUUCUCAGCGGCGCCCAUUAAAGUUCUUGACGUGCGCAUGACGCAUUCGCCUAUGGUGGCCGUGCCUGUCACAGCACCAACCGCUAGCAGCAUACCCACACCCAGUCCCCCUCAGCAAACUGUACAUCACUCCGGCACCACGACCGUGCCUCGCGUGCUUCUACAGGGAAGCCAAGCCAAGAAUGCAUCGCGGGACUCGUACAGUGCACCGGGCCUGUCCUCCAACGGACCGACUUUAUCCCAUGACAGCUGCUCUCCGCAGAUGCUUACACCCACGUCCUGCUCUUUCCUCCACGGCAAUACGGCGACAAUGCGAUCCAGAGUCACCAGCGCGUUGCCUGUACCACCACUGCAAGGCGGAACGAUGCGCUCUCGUCACUUGACACCAUUUGUCGUCGUCUCUACGGAGCCGAGCAGGAGUCUACAGAAGUUGUGGGACGACGUGGACUCGGUCGAAGAGGCGGUUCGCACGCAUUUCCCUCGAAUGAAGCGCGAGCUGAUGGCGACUACCACGGCCAUGCUGCCCGACUUAUAA
This is a messenger RNA of Leishmania braziliensis MHOM/BR/75/M2904, 6765 nucleotides long. RefSeq lists its product as hypothetical. NCBI's taxonomy places the organism in Eukaryota, Euglenozoa, Kinetoplastea, Trypanosomatida, Trypanosomatidae. The record is from RefSeq and is a predicted model, not a curated record. The transcript has a single exon. Bases 1 to 6765 code for a protein of 2254 amino acids.